Messenger RNA from Larimichthys crocea (large yellow croaker), 3441 nucleotides. It is a transcript of the gene tlr8a, whose product is annotated as toll-like receptor 8a. The transcript has 2 exons. Gene Ontology annotation, biological process: defense response to virus; toll-like receptor signaling pathway; positive regulation of interleukin-6 production. Gene Ontology annotation, molecular function: pattern recognition receptor activity; protein binding. The record is from RefSeq and is a predicted model, not a curated record. Lineage: Eukaryota; Metazoa; Chordata; Actinopteri; Sciaenidae. Gene Ontology annotation, cellular component: plasma membrane. Bases 136 to 3228 code for a protein of 1030 amino acids.
GCGUUGACUUGAUGACACGACAAGCUAGGCGUUUUUUUUUUUGUAAAUAGUGAUUUUUUUUUCAAGCACUAGAACGUUACCUCUUUUCAAGGCUGUCAUUCAAGGAUCAUAAGGAAUCAAUACAAUACGUGCACGAUGACCGUCACAUGUUGGAUGCACUUGCUGCUGUUGUCACUGUGGUGCCAUUAUGACAUCCAGCCUGCUGCUUGUAAACCUAUGUGGAUGAUGCCGCAGUUCCCUUGUGACGUCGAGGCCUACAACACCUCUAAGAUCCUAUUUGACUGCAAAGGUCGUCGCCUGCGUAGAGUACCCUACGGGAUAACUCCUAACGCAACUGAGCUCGACUUGUCAGAAAAUUUCAUUUACAAUGUUUCGUUUCAUUCAUCUCCUGAACUGCUCAAUCUGACACUGCUCAAUCUCAGCUGGGCAAACAAGAAGCAACCAGUGAUCAUUGAUGUGAACGCAUUCAAAAAUCUGACAAAACUGUAUGAACUGAGACUACAAGGCAAUUGUCUGACCAGAAUCCCUGAGAAUCUCCCUCGCAGUGUGAGAAAGCUUGGUCUGAAUAAUAACAAAAUUAUGUUCUUGGAUAACAGCAGCCUAGCUGGUAUAACAAACGUGACACACUUAUGGUUAUCCAAAAACUGCUACAUCUGGAAUCCUUGUGGGAAGUCUGUUGAGAUUAUGGACAACAGUUUUGAGGUUAUGACCAAACUGCGAGUUCUGGACUUGUCCUAUAAUAACUUAACUAAAGUUCCCAAAGGAUUACCCAAGUCAUUAGAGGUGUUAAUGGUGGGUUCUAACAGAAUACAGGACAUAUUUGAAGAUGAUUUUUACGGGCUAACACUUUUAAAAGUCCUAAAAAUACAAGGGAACUGUCCAAGAUGUCAAAAUGCUCCGUAUCCCUGUGUUCCUUGUAAAAACAUUUCUCUUGCCAUCCAUCCUAAUGCGUUUCACAAUUUGACAAAGCUUGAGAGACUGGACAUGGGAGGAAACUCACUGAACCAAAUGAAUCCUUCCUGGUUUGAGAGGCUGACCAAUCUAAAACAAUUGUUCCUGGCAUUUAACUUCUUGCUAAAACCAAUAACUGAGGAGGCAAAAUUUCUAAGUUACCUUCCCCACCUUGAAAAACUCGAUCUCUCAUUUAACUUUGCCCUGAAGGACUAUCCCAAGACGAUAAAUCUCUCAAAAGAGUUUUCAAAACUUGUGUCACUUAAAACUUUGCAUUUAGAGGGUUUGGUCUUCCAGAGUAUCGGACCAGACACGCUCAGUCCUCUGUAUGAGCUCAAAAAUCUGUCUGUGCUGAACUUAGGCACUAACUUCAUUAUUCAGUCCAAUUCCACCGUAAUGAGUAAAUUCUCCAAAAUGAAAAUGAUAUACCUCGCGGAAAACAGGCUGUAUCCCAUACCAGUGAAGAAUCCCCCACAUCCAAGUGAGGGAUACAAUCAGAGGUCAGACCUUUCUAUUUCACCGCUCGUGAAACCCAGUUCAAAAGAUUUCCGUUUUAAGGUGUCACACAGCUUUGUCAAGGCAGAAUGCUUCAACGCCGGACGAGUGCUAAUCCUCAGCUCAAAUAAUCUCUUCUUCAUUUCUCUGAAGCAAUUUGACGGCUAUGGCGAUAUUGCAUGUCUUAACCUCUCAGGAAAUGGAUUUAGCUCAGCACUUAACGGAACAGAGUUCUCCUUGCUGCCUAAUCUGACAUACCUGGACCUGUCAUGCAAUAAGAUCGAUUUGGCCUAUGACCACGCCUUCACAGAACUAAAGAAACUAGAAGUACUAGACCUCAGUCACAAUUCUCACUACUUUGAAGCGUUUGGGGUAACCAAUAAUUUAAAUUUUACAAAAAAUCUGCCCGUCCUGAGAGUGCUGAAUAUGAGUCAUAACUCCAUUUCCAGAUUAACGACAAAACAGAUGUACAGCAAAUCAUUAAACGAGCUUCGGUUUUCGAAUAAUAAGCUCGGGAUUCUUUGGAAAGAAAGAGAUGGCUCAUAUAAGAUGCUUUUUACCAAUCUUACUAAUUUGACCAUUUUAGAUAUAUCCUACAACGGCAUCACAAAGAUCCCGGACAACAUUUAUGAAUAUUUGCCACGCAAUCUUACCAAACUAUACAUAAAUCACAACUCCCUUACUGACUUUGAAUGGAACUAUCUGAAGUUUUUCCAUCAACUUCAAACUUUAGACCUGAGCUACAAUAAGUUACGUCAUGUGAGAGGUAUAAACUCAAACUUCACCCACACUAAUCUGACGUUCCUUGACCUGAGUCAUAAUAAUAUUUUCCACUUGGACAAUGGACUUUUUAAGCAUUUAGAAAACCUUAAGGCUCUUAGCCUUAGCUACAACAAACUGACCAUCAUCAAUCAAUCCACCUUCCAAUUGGGACCAGAGAAUCAGAUCAAGACUUUGUACUUGCAGAGAAACCCGUUCCAGUGUACCUGCGAUUCACUAGAUUUCAUUUUGUGGAUUGAAGACAGUGAUAUAAAGAUCCCUCGACUGACCACUGAAGUGAUAUGUGUCACACCAGAAAACCAGAGGGGUCAAGCUCUGAUAGGUUUUGACAUUAACCAGUGUGUAAAUGACAGCGAGGCGUUGUUGAUCUACAUUCUCACGCAUGCCUGCAUUGGUAUUUUUAUGUUUGUGACAACUGUUGCUCACUUGUUUUACUGGGACGCCUCCUAUGUCCUGCACUAUAUGAAAGCUAAGAUGAAGGGAUACAGCCCCUUGAGCUCGCCAGACAGUGCUUAUGAUGUCUUUGUGACUUACGACACCACAGACCCGCAUGUUUCUGAGUGGGUGAUGAGGAAUCUGCGAGUGAAACUAGAAGAGGAAGGAGAGAAGCAUCUUCCUCUGUGUCUGGAAGAGAGGGAUUGGCCUCCUGGAGUCCCGUUGGUGGAUAACCUCACUCAGAGCAUCCGAUACAGCCACAAGACGCUGUUUGUCUUAACGGAGGGCUACGUCAAGACCGGGGUUUUCAAGCUGGCGAUGUAUCUGGCCCACCAAAGACUGCUGGAUGAAAACGUGGAUGUGAUCGUGCUGCUGAUGUUGGAGCCCGUGCUGCAGCACUCUCACUUCCUGCGCCUGAGGAGGAGGCUGUGCGGGAAAAGUGUCGUGGAGUGGCCGAGAACGGCGGCCGCAGAGCCCUGGUUUUGGCAAAACCUGAGGAAUGUGGUCAGAGUGGACAAUCAGGCCAUGUACAACAAGGCUUAUUCAAAGUACUUCACAAGCAAGUGAAGCAGAAGCUGGAUAAAGUGUCUGGAGAUGAACCGUAACUUUACUACGUGGAUGAUAAUAUUUGAAAGCUUGUUUUUUAAAUCAUUGUUUUAUAUCAUAACUGAUGCAUGACUCCUCCGGGAGCUUAAAAGAAUACAAUUAUGUGUGUAAUGUAAUGUGAUUUGUGUGCAGAUAUUACACUGUGUGAAUAAAUCAAACCAUUUCAAAACUGGA